Sinocyclocheilus grahami is the source of this 2908-nucleotide messenger RNA. RefSeq names its product tetraspanin-2-like. Bases 1 to 528 code for a protein of 175 amino acids. Gene Ontology annotation, cellular component: plasma membrane. The record is from RefSeq and is a predicted model, not a curated record. NCBI's taxonomy places the organism in Eukaryota, Metazoa, Chordata, Actinopteri, Cypriniformes, Cyprinidae. The transcript has 7 exons.
AUGAGCAAAGUCCAGGGCGGCAUGAAAUGUGUCAAAUAUCUGCUGUUCGUCUUCAACUUCAUAUUCUGGCCCGCCCUCCUCUACUCACUCAAGCCGGCCUCCGCAUACUCGCGUCUGGGGUGCCUGAAUUGUUGCUAUGCGCUGUACAUCCUGAUCGGAGCAGGAGGUGUCAUGAUGCUGGUGGGGUUCUUCGGCUGCUUUGGGGCCGUGAGGGAGUCACAGUGUCUUCUGGGAUCGUUCUUCGCUUGCCUUCUUGUAAUUUUUGGUGCAGAGGUCGCUGCUGGAGUCUUUGGCUUUCUGAAUAAGGAUAAGAUCAUUCAGGAUGUCCAAAAAUAUUACCAGUCUGCUAUGGAAAAUGGCAACGGAACCGCUAUUACUUCCAUGUAUCACAAAAUGUUUGAAUGUUGCGGGACUGAGUCCUCUCACCCUCCUGAUCUGUGCACUGAUGACAGUCCUGACACGAUAAUUGGCAUGAUCUUCAGCAUGGUUCUAUGCUGCGCCAUUCGGAACAGCAGAGAAAUAAUUUAGGUUCCUCGCGCUCCCCCCUCUCACCCAGUUGGACUGUUUCAAAGGCCACUGUCUUUGACCUCAUCAGACCAUCACAUUCAGGCUCGGGAAGCGGGUGGAGGAGCUCCCGUGAGGCAGUGUGGGUCUUGUGGUACUGUUUUGUGAUCAGCGUUCUAUCUCUGAUGGUUUCUGUCUUUUCUGCUCCUUGCAUUGUUUGACUGCUACUGUAACCGCAUUAACCUUUACAUUUAUUUUGUCUUCAAUGAUUUAUUACCAAAUCAUCACAAGGGGAAUCUUCAGUGUACAUCUCGCUUUUUUCAAACUUGGUCUCACUUAAUAGAUAGUUCUUGAGUUACCAGUUAAGAAUGAAUGAACCGGACAUUUACUUGCUGGUGUAAAUAAGCUCUCUGAUGCCUCACUGAUCAACUACUUUACAUGUUAUUGUGUGAACUAGACCAGGGGCCUCAUUUAUAAAGCGUGCGUACACUCCGAUUUGAUUUUAGAAUGUGCGUACGCUUAAAUCCACGCCAUAUUUGUAAAAACUGUCUUUGAUGUAGAAAAGUGCUUAGCGUCACGUCAGGGUCUGAGCAGACGUACACUUUUUCAUGUUCGAGUACUGCAGGUUUUUGGAAAUGUAAGCUGUUCUUGCAGUUCGCUGUUCUAAAUUAAAGAAUUUGGAUGAUGACUGGUGAUCUUUUACAUGUUAAUGACAUUAAUUAGGAGUCGUUUACAAGCAGAGCUGAAACCAUUCAUUUGCCCGCAAGUUCAAGAGCAUUAGCGAUUCAUAGAUUUCACAUCUGAGACGCGUGCGUGCGUUUUCUGUACGUACGUUCAUUUUAUGAAUCACACGUAUGCAUAUUUGAGAGAUGAUCGUAAGAUGGUUUCUGUGCAACAUUUUAUAAAUGAGGCCCCAGGUUUUCUGUGCUAAUAGAUAAUGGGUCAUGUUUAUUUUGCUGUUAAUGUUUGGUUAUUGUAAUUUUGCUACAUCAUAAAGAAACUGAAUGAAGCCGAGAAGUGGAUUGAGUCAAAGUCAACAUGAACUCAAAAUCAAACCCAUUUACUUCUUGCAUCGUUCCUAGUUUUAUUGUGAAAGGUUCAUUAUUGCAUGAUUUUCUGCUUUUCAACUUGGUCUUUUUUUUACUUUUUGCUCUCACAGCUAUUGAAUGGGCUAUUGGUUAAUGUUAACCAGAAAACAAAUACUCUCGCAGGCCACCUUUUGAAAAUCUUGCCAGUAGUAAUUUUAUGUUGGUUAAUGGUAAUGUAAUAAUGAUUAUAGCAAUAAUAGAGAAGAAAAACUGUUACUGUUGAGAGGAAACUCAACUUUCAUCCUCCACGUUCCAGACAAUAAACACCUCAAAAUUGUUUGAUUCAUGUUGACUUUGAGUCAGUGUCAAUGGUUUAAUCUUUUUUUUUUUUUAAACCGGUUAAUACAUUACUUUUCUUUCUUGGCUGAUUUUAAAUCUGUGAAGAGCGCAAACCAGUUUUUAGGGAGAUCAAGCGUAAUUUUCAAUACUGCUGUACAAUUGCAAAAACCCAGCCCAACCAAAAACAUGGCUAAAGUAAAUAAACCACUUCUGCUUUUUUCUCUUUCUCUGCAGGUCUGUUCAGUAAUGUGACCCACUAGUUUUAUUGAUCUAUGUGCCUUUAUAACUGACAAAGCCCCAUUAUAAACAUGUUUGCAAUUACAAUAAUAUGCACAUUUUUGUAAUGACCCUUAAUGUCAAGUUUUUUUUUUUUUUAACUCUCUCGUUGCAUAUAAAUGGCUUUGAAAUAAAAUAUGGUCACAGGUUAUGAAAGCCUGAGCAACUUUAAAACAGAGCUCACACAAGUAAACUUGAUUUUUUUUUAUUCAUUUUUGUAAUGUUGAAUUAGACCAUUACAUUAAACAGAAAUUAAUCCUGGUUGCAUUGAGGUGUCAUUGUAGGAAGAUGUUAAUACUGUCAUCAAACAUCACAGCACUUAUACAGCCUUUUGCUCAAGGCUAGGUCCCUCAAACUUUGUGAAGAGCUUGUCUUAAUUUAAGGCAAACACAUGACCUAAAAAAUAAUGACCUAUGCUUUGGGAUUAGAAAUCCCUAGAAGCUAGUCGUAAAAAUAACAGAAUAACGGAAAAAUAAAUGCACAUCAUCAAAGUGACAAAAUAUUGCAUAAAUACAAUAUGCAUUAUGUUAGGCUGUUUUAGGUUGUCAUUGCAUACUGCAUUUUAGACAGCACCUUGUGUACCUUCCCCAAAAUCAGCUCAAAGACUGAAAUGGAGCACAAUGUGCAUCUGAUGAAACGAAACAGAAUGAAAGUCAAUGACAUUCCCUAAAACUGUUAACAAUUUAGAGUUACAAGGUCUGAAAGCUUCAAAAGCAUUAAGUAACCCAAUUGUUUAGAGACUGAAAACAGUGGCAAGAACA